This is a messenger RNA of Kwoniella mangroviensis CBS 8507, 2256 nucleotides long. RefSeq lists its product as uncharacterized. Gene Ontology annotation, cellular component: mitochondrial inner membrane. The transcript has 4 exons. The coding region runs from base 1 to 2256 and encodes 751 amino acids. NCBI's taxonomy places the organism in Eukaryota, Fungi, Basidiomycota, Tremellomycetes, Tremellales, Cryptococcaceae. Gene Ontology annotation, molecular function: metalloendopeptidase activity. Gene Ontology annotation, biological process: mitochondrial protein processing; protein quality control for misfolded or incompletely synthesized proteins. The record is from RefSeq and is a predicted model, not a curated record.
AUGUUCAUAGUCAGACGAACGAGAAUUCCUCGGCAAUCCAGCUCCAUAUAUCUACCAACAUACCUCAACGUUCCCACAGCCUCAUUCACAUCUUCACCUUUAUCCUCCCCCUCAGCUUCUUCCUCAAAACAGCCAUAUACCCCUCGGCCAUACAACUCACAAUCGGAUGUCAAGGGCAAAGGACGAGCCAUCGAUCAUGACCACCAAACUCCUCAAGUAAUCUCCAGUGGAAUCUUCAGUAAUAACCCUCGACAUUCCACGUCACAUUCCUCAACUCUUACGAGCAUAUACACACAUCGCAGAUGCUUCCAUGCUACUCAUAGGAGAGAUGCAAUACCUCUCUUACCUGCCUCCAUAGCCAUUCUCAAGGGCACAUCGAUCUUGACAGCCGCCACAGCAUUCUCACGCAUAAUCAUCUCCUUCUUCCCCAUAGGUACACUCGCAGCAUUCAAAAUGGCACACGCAGGUAAAUGGCUAGAAAAGGAUGUCGUCGAACCUAAAGUCAGCGAAGAGGCCACAGAAUUUUGGAAAAUGUGGUGUGAAGAUGAGAAAUGGAUUUCUUUAUCUAAAGAGGAUGCUGAAGAUUUUUUGGAUUCCGAUUACGAUGAGACACUUGGUGGUGGGAUGAUCGGCAAGAAAGGUCAAAUCGCUUAUCCUGUUCCUUUCCCUUAUUCAAGAUUCGGUAGGGGUGGUAGACAUCGGUCAUUCUCGUCGUCAAAUAUGACUUCGAUGUCGCCUAAACAUAUGCGUGAAUGUGCCAGGAAUGAUGACAGGAAGGUCAUCAAUUGGAUAAGAAAAGGAAAUUUCUUCAUACCGCCUUUACACCCUGCAUCGAAAGUAUCAUGGGAAGAGUUGACCGCAAGCCAACAAGGUGAAGUAGAACAAUUGAGGAGGUACUGGUUAGGGUUGAAGGUAUUCAAACAUUGGUACAGGAUUUCAAGAUGGUUUAUCGGGAUAGUGUUCGGAUUACCAUUCUUGGUACUUAUAAGUGUAUACCUAGCUGGAUUAGAAAGAGUUCCAUUAACAGGUAGAUGGAGAUUGAUCCUCUUAACUCCCGAAGAAGAAGAUACAAUAUCGAAUAGUCUAUCCGGUUCGAAUUGGUAUAAAUCAGUGAUCAACCUAUUGACCACUGCUGAAUCUCCGGCACCACCUAUAAUACCGCCAAACGACUGGAGAUGGAAUUGGGUACAGAGUACACUGAGUAAAUUGGAAAACGCCAUUUUGGUAGAUUGUCAUACUCUGACUGAAGAUCAGAAAGUAGUCUUGAGGAGUCAAUUAAACCUUCAACAGGCAAAUCAGGGAGACCAACCAAUCAUUGCUAUCCCACCACCUGCCUAUCAUCCGAUAAAACCUCGACCUAGAGUAUCAUCAAGAUUACAUUCCGUCUUACCUGGUGAAAAGUCUAAUUCGGGUCAGGAACAUCUGGAGAUCGGACCCCCGUAUAAUCUCAUGUUGAUGGAGAAGAACGAGGAGAACGCUUUUUCCUACGGAUUUGGAGGGAAGAGAGCAGGUGGGAUUGUGGUGUUUACGGGUCUGUUAGAUAUGAUCCUACGUCCGAAAUCAAACACUUCAACUCAAUCACAAAUACAAUCGCAAGUGGACCUCCAGCCCAUUUCCAACACGCCAAGUCGAGGAUUCUUCUCUUCUUUGUUCUCAUCGCCUAAAGCUGCUCCCUCAAAUCGAACCCCACCUCAACCGACAGAAGAACAGACUUUACAAUUAGCUUGUGUCUUAGCUCAUGAAAUGGGUCAUCUGCUAUUAAGUCACCAUCUCGAGACCUUGUCUCAACAACAGGUUCUUUGGCCGAGUGUCUUGGGUCUGAGUAUGGAUCUGGUAAGAGCUUUCAUAUGGCCUUUUACAUGGUUCCUUGGACCGACCGUUAAUGACGCGCUAGCAAAUGUCGGAAGAACAAGUACAGAAGAAUUAGCUGACAAAUAUGGUGAAAUUGGAUUUCAGUAUAUACACGAAUACGAAGCUGAUUUAGCUGGAUUGAGGAUCCUCGCUUUGGCAGGAUACGAUCCUCAUCAAGCUCUAUCGUAUUUUUCGACAUCGGUAGCGGAUUUACAUGAGAUUCAACCUAUUGAUAAAUCAAAGAAGGAUAAUUCAUGGACUGGAUCAAUGUUCAAAUUGUGGACUAGAGCUACGCAUCCCACCCCUGAGAAAAGGUUGGAAGCUAUAAGGGAUGAAUUGACCAGAUGGGAGAAAGAGGCUGAGAAGAUGAAGAUGGAAGAAGAACAGGGGAAGAAAGGUAAAUGA